Molecule: messenger RNA, 387 nt
Organism: Saccostrea echinata
Lineage: Eukaryota; Metazoa; Mollusca; Bivalvia; Ostreida; Ostreidae
Exons: 5
Coding region: 7-387 (126 amino acids)
Source: RefSeq, a predicted model, not a curated record
GAACUUAUGAAAGACUUAUCAGCAGAUAAUAGCGAAGAAGACAUUGAACCAGAAUUUGCUAGCGGAGAAGAGUACCUUGGUUGGUUGGGCCGACAGCUACCAUGCCUUGAACCAUUUGUGGGUGACGAUACUAUUCAUGCCUGUUACGAAUUUGAGUGGCGAAAAAGAAAUGAUUACACCCCUGGACUCGACACGGUGAUCGAGGAAAAUAAGGACGGAGGGCAUAAGGAAUGCACAGUCGAUUCUCGUGUAAAUGGCACCAUGGAGUUAGAAGAUGAGGAUGUGAAUCCGUAUAUAAAACUAAUGUUACAACCCACAGUAUACCGUUUGGAGGUCUUAAUGGCACACCAAACGCAAAUGAAAGCAUCUUCAAAUUUGGGGAGUUGA